Aspergillus chevalieri is the source of this 1089-nucleotide messenger RNA. RefSeq lists its product as uncharacterized. The transcript has 3 exons. NCBI's taxonomy places the organism in Eukaryota, Fungi, Ascomycota, Eurotiomycetes, Eurotiales, Aspergillaceae. The coding region runs from base 1 to 1089 and encodes 362 amino acids. Gene Ontology annotation, molecular function: 3-hydroxyisobutyrate dehydrogenase activity; NADP binding; NAD binding. Gene Ontology annotation, biological process: L-valine catabolic process. Gene Ontology annotation, cellular component: mitochondrion. The record is from RefSeq and is a predicted model, not a curated record.
AUGAGUCUUUCGUCUGGGUUAUCUCUUCCGUUUCGACGCUUACAUGCUUCCAAGCCGCUAUGUUCGGUUCUCCGCACGCAGUCGCCAGCUUUGCUCUCGAGAGCUUUCUCGACGACUUUGAAACUGGAUGCUAGCUGGGGUUUUAUUGGGUUAGGGCAGAUGGGAUACAACAUGGCUAAGAACCUGCGGGCUAAGAUUCCUGCAGCAGAUACGCUGGUCAUCCGUGAUGUGAAUGAAGGCGUGAUGGAGAGAUUUGUGAAGGAAGCACGCGAGACUGCGAAGAGUGCCGGUGUUGCGGAAGACGCUUACAAGGUCGAAAUCGCGGGUUGUGCAAGAGAGGUGGCUGAGAAGUCUACAGUGACGAUUACCAGCCUUCCAGAACCUCAGCACGUUAAAAACGUCUUCCACUCGAUUCUGAAACCCGGUGACCUUCCAGCCCUCGAGAAAGAGCGAUUGUUCAUCGACACGUCCACGAUCGAUCCGGUUUCGACUAAGGAAGUUGCAAAUGCAAUUCAUACAGUAAGCGCAGGACGCUUCGUCGACGCACCCAUGUCCGGAGGAGUAGUGGGAGCUCGUGCUGGCACGUUGUCUUUCAUGUUCGGUGCAUGCUCGACAGAUGGGGAGCUCGUAGAGCGGGUACAAUCGGUCCUGUUGCUGAUGGGAAAGAAAGCCUGGCACCUUGGUGGACCAGGAGCUGGCGUCUCGGGGAAACUCGCCAACAAUUACAUUCUUGGAAUCAACAAUAUCGCUGCUGCAGAAGCUAUGAACCUUGGAGUUCGCUGGGGUCUCGAUCCAAAGACACUGGCUGAUAUGAUCAACUCCUCUACAGGCCGUUGCUGGCCAACAGAAGUGAACAAUCCUGUUCCCGGGGUGGUCGAGACUGCAGCAGCAUCACGUGGAUACGAAGGUGGUUUCGGGAUCAGCUUGAUGCACAAGGACUUGCGUCUGGCACUCACGGCUGCAAAAGAGUCUGGUACUCCGCUCGUUCUGGGUGACGAGGCCCAGAGAGUGUACAAUGAUGUCGAAGAAGCACACCGAGGCAAGGACUUCUCCAUUGUAUACAAGUGGUUACAGGAGAAAUCCCAGUAG